Molecule: messenger RNA, 1522 nt
Organism: Phyllotreta striolata
Lineage: Eukaryota; Metazoa; Arthropoda; Insecta; Coleoptera; Chrysomelidae
Source: the annotation of a GenBank genome assembly
AAAAUACGCAAGCGCUUGUCGAUAUAAACUCGAACCUAAUUCUUCUCUUUUUAAACUUGCCAUUUUGGCAUAUUGUAAACGCAUUAUUUAAUAUUGCUUAAUCUUUGAAGAAAAGGAACAGUAUUUGAAGCCAACAACAAUGGCUAAAUUCGAUUUAACAUCUAAAAUGGGCCAAUAUUUAGACCGGCACUUAGUUUUUCCAUUACUGGAAUUUCUGUCCGCAAAAGGUAUUUACAAUGAAACCGAACUCUUAAAAGCCAAAUUGGACAUAUUGAGCAAAACCAACAUGAUAGAUUACGCUAUCGACAUACGGAAGCAAUUGUAUCCUGACGAAGAAAUACCGGACGAUUUAAAGCAAAGGAGAAAUCACGUCGUGUCCCAACUGCAGGAAUUGCAACAGGAGGUUGAACCGAUACUUACGGUUAUUACCGAUGAAGAAGUUAUGAAAAAUAUGGAGAGCAUGAGGGAUUCGAAGACGUUGAUUAAUUUUUUGUCGAAAGAUUACAAGUUUGAAAUCGAAAUGAUCGACAGUCUGCAUAAACUAGCCAAGUAUCGAUACGAGUGCGGUAAUUAUUCAGUCUCCACCUCUUAUUUGUAUUUCUGUUUGUUGGUGCUGCCGCCUAACGAUAAGAAUUACCUAAGCGUUUUGUGGGGAAAGUUUGCUUCUGAAAUAUUGUACCAGAAUUGGGAUUCUGCGUUAGAAGAUUUGAACAAAUUGCGGGAGUACAUCGAUUCGAAUCCUAAUCAGUUCUCCGGUAAUAGUUUACACUUGUUGCAGCAAAGAACUUGGUUGAUUCACUGGUCUCUGUUUGUAUUCUUUAAUCACGCCAUGGGGCGAGAAUUGAUUAUCGAAAUGUUCCUGUAUAAACCGCAUUACUUGAACGCCAUUCAAACAAUGUGCCCUCACAUUUUGAGAUAUUUGGCAACUGCUGUAAUUAUAAAUAGAGGCAGAAGAUCUGCUCUAAAAGAUUUGGUGAAAGUCAUCCAACAAGAAAGUUACACCUACAGGGAUCCCAUAACCGAGUUUUUGGAGCACCUCUACGUGAAUUUCGACUUUGACGGCGCGCGCCAGAAGCUCCACGAAUGCCAGACGGUGUUGUUGAACGACUUCUUUCUCAUAUCGUGCCUGGACGAGUUCGUGGAGAACGCCCGUCUGAUGAUUUUCGAGACGUUCUGCCGCAUCCACCAGUGCAUCAGCAUCAGCAUGUUGGCCGAGAAGUUGAACAUGAAUCCCGACGAGGCCGAAUGCUGGAUCGUGAAUUUGAUCAGAAACGCCAGGUUGGAUGCCAAAAUCGACUCGAAAUUGGGGCACGUCGUCAUGGGAGCGCAGCCUCUGUCUCCCUAUCAACAGCUCAUUGAGAAAAUCGAUUCGCUUUCAGUAAGAUCGGAGACGCUUUGCGGGCUUAUUGAUAGAAAAUUGAGAGCGAAAACGGAUACAAGGUGGGUGAAUCAGGAUUUUUAAUUUCUUAUUAAUUAUUUUAUACUUAGAAUUCGUAAUAAAAUAAUUAAAUACGAAAUGAAC